AUGUCCGUGAACAAGACCCUGAUCUCCCAGCUCGCCAAGUUCUCCUCGUGCGAGGUGGCCGAUGCGCUGAUCAAGCUCAAGCUACCGCACGGCGGCUACCUGCCGGGCAUUGAAAUGUACUCGCCGCAGCACAUUAGCGGCCCGACGUCGGUGUGCGGUCCCGCGUUUACCGUCAAGAUGGUGCUCCAGAGCGACACUGCCGCGCCAAAGCCGGACAAGCAUUUCGUCGAUGCUGCCGAGCCCGACUCGGUGAUGCUGAUUACCUCGCCGCCUUCGACGCGCUCCGCGAUCUGGGGCGGGCUCAUGACCGCCCGCGCACAGAGCAUCGGGGUCAAGGGCGUGGUCCUCGACGGGCGCUGCCGCGACCUCGCCGAGCACCGCGAGAGCAAGUUUCCGGUAUUUGCGCGCCAGCACUCGAUUCUAGGUCAGUCGCCGUUCACGCGCCCGUCGCAGCUCCAGAUCCCGCUCGAGAUCGCGGACCCGACGUCGGUCGGCGCCAAGGGCGAGCCCGGCUUUCCCCCGGUGACGGUGCACCCCGGUGACAUUCUGCUGGCGGACGUCGACGGGGUCGUGAGCGUGCCAAAGGACCUCGUCGAGCAGGUCCUCGAGCUCGCGACCAAGGGCCGCGACGUCGACGGGAAAUGUAUGGACGAUCUGCGCGCCGGAAAGGGCAUCAAGGAAACCUUUGCAUUGCAUCGCGGGAAAUAG
Messenger RNA from Malassezia japonica, 708 nucleotides. RefSeq lists its product as uncharacterized. Gene Ontology annotation, molecular function: 4-hydroxy-4-methyl-2-oxoglutarate aldolase activity; oxaloacetate decarboxylase activity. The record is from RefSeq and is a predicted model, not a curated record. Lineage: Eukaryota; Fungi; Basidiomycota; Malasseziomycetes; Malasseziales; Malasseziaceae. The coding region runs from base 1 to 708 and encodes 235 amino acids. The transcript is spliced from 2 exons.